Venustampulla echinocandica is the source of this 4737-nucleotide messenger RNA. RefSeq names its product Pentafunctional AROM polypeptide. Gene Ontology annotation, cellular component: cytoplasm. The transcript is spliced from 2 exons. The record is from RefSeq and is a predicted model, not a curated record. Gene Ontology annotation, molecular function: 3-dehydroquinate dehydratase activity; shikimate kinase activity; 3-phosphoshikimate 1-carboxyvinyltransferase activity. The coding region runs from base 1 to 4737 and encodes 1578 amino acids. Gene Ontology annotation, biological process: aromatic amino acid biosynthetic process; chorismate biosynthetic process. NCBI's taxonomy places the organism in Eukaryota, Fungi, Ascomycota, Leotiomycetes, Helotiales, Pleuroascaceae.
AUGAGCUCACCAACCCCUCCGCAGCCUACGCGCAUUAAGAUACUGGGGAAUGAAAAUAUUGUUGUUGAUUUCGACAUCUGGCGCACAUUUGUGGUGCAAGAUCUCCUCACGAACCUCCCAUCCUCGACCUAUGUUCUGAUUACAGACACGAACUUAUCCCCUCUGUAUGUGCCAGAAUUCGCUCAACAAUUCGCCAAUGCGGCGAGCGCAUUGGAUGCGUCCCCACGUCUCCUCACCUACGAGAUCCCUCCUGGCGAACACUCCAAAGGCCGGGAGACCAAGGCGGAAAUCGAGGAUUGGAUGCUCUCGCAGCAAUGUACCAGAGACACUGUGAUAAUUGCCCUGGGGGGAGGCGUCAUUGGGGAUAUGAUUGGAUACGUUGCGGCGACGUUUAUGAGGGGUGUACGAUUUGUACAAGUUCCCACAACCCUGUUGGCGAUGGUAGAUUCAUCAAUUGGGGGGAAGACCGCAAUCGAUACGCCAAUGGGAAAGAACCUAAUCGGUGCUUUCUGGCAGCCGCAGAGGAUAUACAUCGAUUUGCGGUUUCUCGAGACAUUGCCUACGCGCGAAUUCAUCAAUGGCAUGGCAGAAGUGAUCAAGACUGCGGCAAUCUGGGAUGAGACCGAAUUUGCUGCCUUGGAGGGAAAUGCCGACCUAAUUAUGACCACAAUUCGUGCAAAACCUUCUACCCAGUCGGCCAGACUUGAUCCUAUCCGAGAGAUUCUGAAAAGGAUUGUCUUGGGAUCAGCACGCAUUAAGGCCGGGGUGGUGUCCGCAGAUGAACGAGAAGGGGGUUUAAGGAACCUCUUGAACUUCGGUCAUUCCAUUGGCCACGCAUACGAAGCGAUCUUGACACCACAGGUUUUGCACGGCGAAGCUGUGGCAAUAGGGAUGGUGAAGGAAGCAGAACUCGCUCGUCACCUUGGGGUGCUAAAACCUGGCGCGGUCGCACGUCUCGUGAAGUGCAUUGCUAGCUAUGGACUUCCCACUUCACUCCAAGACAAGCGCAUCCAGAAACUUACCGCCGGGAAACGCUGUCCGGUUGAUGUAUUGCUACAGAAGAUGGGCGUCGAUAAGAAGAACGAUGGAAAGAAGAAGAAGAUUGUCCUUCUCUCUGCGAUUGGGAAGACGUACGAGCAGAAAGCUAGUGUUGUUGAUGACCGUGCGAUUAGAAUUGUGCUCUCGGAUUCAAUUGUCAUGGAACCAGGUGUCCCGCCAUCCCUGAAUAUUGAGGUCAUCCCCCCAGGAUCUAAGAGUGUUUCCAAUCGUGCCCUUGUGCUGGCAGCGCUCGGAACCGGCCCAUGCCGUAUCAAGAAUUUACUUCACUCGGAUGAUACCGAGUACAUGCUUACUGCAAUUGAACGACUGGGAGGUGCUACAUAUACCUGGGAGGAUGCUGGCGAGGUGUUGCUAGUCCAAGGGAAAGGGGGUGACCUUCGAGCAAGCCCCUCAGAGAUCUAUAUUGGCAAUGCCGGGACAGCAUCGCGAUUCUUGACUACUGUCGUGUCUCUGUGCAAACCUUCCACCGUCUCCUCGACGGUCCUCACGGGAAAUUCUCGCAUGAAGGUGAGACCCAUAGGGCCACUGGUCGAUUCUCUUCGCGCUAAUGGCGUCGGGAUAAAAUACCUGGAGAAGGAGCACAGCCUUCCGCUCAGCGUCGAUGCUUCUGGGGGGUUUGAGGGCGGUGAUAUUGAGCUUGCUGCUACUGUAUCGUCGCAGUAUGUGUCAUCCAUUCUUAUGUGUGCUCCAUAUGCCAAGAAGCCCGUGACUCUCCGCCUCGUGGGUGGGAAGCCAAUCUCCCAGCCAUAUAUUGAUAUGACCUCAGCUAUGAUGGCAACCUUUGGCAUUCAUGUCAUUCGAUCUAAGACGGAGGACCACACUUAUCAUAUACCCCAGGGUGUGUAUAAAAACCCUCCAGAGUAUGUUGUUGAGAGCGACGCCAGCUCCGCAACCUACCCUCUAGCUGUAGCGGCUAUCUCGGGAACCACCUGCACUGUACCGAACAUAGGGUCCAAGUCGUUGCAGGGAGAUGCCCGUUUUGCUAUUGAGGUUCUACGGCCAAUGGGUUGUACGGUGGUCCAGACGGAUCGGUCAACGACAGUCACUGGGCCUCCUCCUGGGCAGCUGAAGGGUAUUGAUGAGGUUGACAUGGAGCCUAUGACAGAUGCGUUCUUGACCGCGUCGGUUCUUGCUGCUGUUGCAAGGGGUACUACAAGGAUCAGAGGCAUCGCUAACCAGCGGGUCAAAGAAUGCAAUCGUAUAAAGGCAAUGAAGGACCAGCUCGCAAAAUUCGGUGUUCAGUGCCGCGAACUUGAAGACGGCAUUGAGGUUGAUGGCAAACCUCACACUGCACUCGAUACUCCUGUUAAUGGUGUCUACUGUUACGAUGAUCACCGUGUAGCAAUGAGCUUCAGCGUCCUUGCUGUCACAGCUCCGAAGCCAGUAGAAAUUACGGAACGAGAAUGUGUCGGAAAGACCUGGCCUGGAUGGUGGGAUAUUUUAUCGUUGUCAUUCCAAGCUCGUCUCUCUGGGAAAGAAGCUGAGGUCACGCAUACAAAGAGCUCAAGUUCGUCGGCCCUAUCCGACAAAUCCAUUUUUAUUAUUGGUAUGCGUGGUGCUGGGAAGACUACUGCAGGUGGUUGGGCUGCCAACAUCCUCAACCGGCCUCACAUAGAUCUAGACAUUGAGCUUGAACGAAUUGCUGGUAUGACUAUCCCGGAGUUGAUCAAGUCCAAAGGCUGGGAGGGGUUUAGAGACGCAGAGUUAGCUCUCCUGAAAAGUGUUAUCAAGGAGAAACCGAAGGGCUACGUUUUUGCUUGCGGAGGCGGCGUCGUGGAAAUGCCAGAGGCUCGGAAGCUCCUCUCUAGUUACCACAAGUCUGGCGGCAUCGUACUUUUGGUGCAUCGGGAUACAGAACGUGUGAUGCAAUACCUCCAAAUCGACAAGACUCGCCCCGCUUAUGUAGAAGACAUGAUGGGUGUGUAUCUCCGCCGGAAGCCAUGGUUUCAAGAGUGCAGCAACUUCCAGUAUCACAGCAAAAGUGAAGAUGCCGGUGCUUUGUCGAUUGCACGACAGGACUUUGCGAGGUUCCUGUCGCUCAUCUCCGGCGAGAGCACGCACUUUGAGGAGAUCCGGAAGAAGGAGCAUUCGUUCUUCGUAUCUCUGACAUUGCCAGAGAUCUCCACUGCGGCUGAUGUUCUGCCCAUUGUUGCAGUUGGAUCAGAUGCUGUGGAAGUCCGGGUUGACCUACUAGAAGACCCAAACUCGAGCAACGGAGUUCCAACCAUUGAUUUCUUGGGUGUUCAAAUAGCACAUCUGAGAUCAAUUGUUCCACUGCCCAUAAUAUUCACAGUGCGGACUCGCAGCCAAGGGGGUCGAUUCCCAGAUAACGCGGAGGAGGAAGCGCUCAAGCUCUAUAAAGCCGCCGUGAGGAUGGGUAUCGAGUACAUAGAUCUCGAGAUCGCGUUCUCCGACGAGCUGUUGGAAACCGUUACUAGUGCAAAAGGAUUCUCUAAAAUCAUCGCAUCACAUCACGAUCCCCAAGGGCGACUUUCUUGGAAGAAUGGCGGCUGGAUGCAGUAUUACAACAGGGCGCUUCAAUACGGCGACAUCAUCAAGCUUGUUGGGUCUGCUAAGAAGAUGGAGGAUAACUUUGCGCUUGCACAAUUUAAGACCAACAUGGCCAAGGCACAUGAUGUUCCCAUGAUUGCCAUCAACAUGGGCGUUCAUGGCAAACUGAGCCGCGUCUUGAAUGGUUUCAUGACCCCGGUCUCCCAUCCCGCCUUGCCCUUCAAAGCAGCUCCAGGUCAACUCUCCGCAACCGAAAUCCGCCAAGGCCUGUCCCUCAUGGGUGAGAUUGAGCCAAAGCUAUUCUAUCUAUUUGGAACGCCCAUUGAGGCAUCUCGGUCUCCCGCUUUACACAACACGCUGUUCAGACAAAAUGGUCUACCGCACGAGUACUUACGCUUUGAGACCGACGAUGCGGACAAGCUAAAAGAAAUCAUCCGAUCUCCAGAUUUCGGGGGAGCUUCUGUUACAAUUCCGCUCAAGUUGGAUGUCAUCCCUCUCCUGGAUGACAUUACCCAAGCUGCUAUCGUUAUCGGAGCUGUUAACACCAUCAUCCCAGUGCCCAGUGAAUCCGGUGGCCCGCCACAGCUGGUUGGAGACAACACGGACUGGCUCGGAAUGACACAUUCGCUGGUUUCCAGUGCCUACGCAACGGUGUCCUCGGGUCCUCCAGGAAGCGCCUUGGUCAUCGGUUCCGGUGGCACUUCUCGAGCAGCCAUCUACGCACUCCGAUCCUUGGGCCACAGCCCGAUAUACAUUGUAUCCCGGACGCCGUCAAAGCUCGCUGCAAUGAUCUCUUCCUUCCCCGUUGAAUUCAGCAUCAUCCCGUUGAGCGAUGUCGCCGAGGUGGAUGAUCUCCCCGAGAUCCCUCGCGUUGCCGUCGGGACCAUACCGGCUGAUAAACCAAUCGAGUCGAAUGUUCGUGAGAUCCUCGCCAAGAUCCUCCGACAUCCUAAAGCGGAUACUACGCGCCAGAGGACGCUGCUGGAAAUGGCAUACAAGCCAAGCCAGACGGCGCUGAUGCAGAUGGCAAAUGAUGCUGGCUGGGUCACGAUCCCGGGUCUGGAGGUGCUCAGUGCGCAAGGAUGGUAUCAGUUCCAAAAGUGGAGUGGUAUCAAGCCGUUGUACGAGGAUGCGCGAACAGCUGUAAUUGGUGACGAGGACAAUUAA